AGAGACUCACCGCUCUCACACACACUCACCCUCUUUCCUGCUCCAUUGCUCCCGAAGCAUCUCUGUCUCUCUGUCUCUCUGUCUCUCUGUCUCUCUCUCUCUCUCUCUCUCUCUCUCUCUCUCUCUCUCUCUCUCUCUCUCUCUCUCUCUCUCUCUCUCUCUCUCUCUGACACACACACAGGCUAAUUCACCCUCCCUCUUUCUAUCUCCCUCUGCCUCUCUCACUCUCACACACGAGAGUAGCAGGGCAUGGAGGCAGCUGCAGCCUCUGCUACUGCUAUUUUAACUGACAUGGACGAGAGACACGAAGAAGGAGAGCACGUGCUGAGGAGUCACGGUGAAGAGGCUGUUGUUGACCAUGGAAAGACCAGCUCAGCCACGCACACCAACUUUGAAAAAGAAGAACUUGAGAGCCAUAGGGCUGUGUAUGUGGGAGUCCAUGUUCCGCUGGGGAAGGAGAGCAGACGGCGACACAGACACCGAGGACACAGACAUCACCGCAAGAGAAACAGAGAAAGAGAUUCUGACCAGGAGGCUGGAGAGAGAGAAUCCCCAACAUAUGACACACCAUCUCAACGGGUGCAGUGCAUUCUGGGUACUGAGGAUGGUGACGUGGAGCAUGUUCCUCACGAGCUUUUCACAGAGCUGGACGAACUUUCUGCUCGCCACGGCAACACCGAGUGGAGAGAGACUGCCAGAUGGCUGAAGUUUGAGGAGGAUGUGGAGGAUGGUGGAGAGAGGUGGAGUAAACCCUAUGUUGCCACUCUCUCUCUGCACAGUCUGUUUGAGCUGCGCAGCUGCAUUUUGAAUGGCACUGUACUGCUGGACAUGAGAGCUGGCUCCAUAGAGGACAUCGCAGAUAAUGUGAUAGACAGUAUGGUAGCGUCUGGUCAGCUGGAUGAGUCUUUGAGGUUGAAGGUGAGGGAGGCAGUGCUGAAGCGCCAUCACCACCAGAACGAGAGGAAGCUGAGUAACCGUUUCCCGCUGGCCGUGCGUUCGCUGGCUGAUAUAGGCAAGAAACACUCUGACCCGCUCUUACUGGAGCGCAGUGGUGAUGGGUUGUCUGCCUCCCGCAAUUCCCUUCUCAAGCUGGGCGGCUCCAUUUCAAACCUGUCCCAGAGACGCGAGUCCCGCGUCUCCAUGCUCCUGAACCACCUCCUUCCUGGCACCGCCCAUGGUCCCUCCCCCAGCCCAUCCCCUCAGAGCACCCCGCCCCCAUCUAGACGCUUCGCCAACAGACCCCCCGUCCACCUGGACAUCCCCGCGGUCGUGGUGUCGCCACCAGUCGAGGAUGAGGAAGCAGAGGGGAUUUCAGCAGAGGAGGACGCCCUGGACUUCACAGCUUGUGAAGGUCCAUUGGUGUCUGCCACUUCUCUCUCUGGCUCUCUGGAUGCAGGCAGGCCAAGUGAAAACAGAUCAUCCAAAUCAAACAGCAAAGACAGCAGCACUGUAGAUCUCAGCAAGGUGGAUAUGAACUUCAUGAAGAAGAUUCCUCCUGGGGCAGAAGCUUCCAAUGUGCUGGUGGGUGAAGUGGACUUUCUGGAUCGACCAAUCAUAGCCUUCGUCCGCCUUUCACCUGCUGUUCUGCUCACGGGGCUCACAGAGGUUCCUGUCCCGACCAGGUUCUUGUUUCUGUUGUUGGGGCCAUAUGGAAAAGGUCCUCAGUACCAUGAGAUUGGCCGCUCCAUGGCCACGCUGAUGACAGAUGAGAUUUUCCAUGAUGUAGCCUAUAAGGCUCGCGACAGAGUGGAUCUUCUCUCUGGCAUUGAUGAGUUUUUGGAUCAGGUGACUGUUCUUCCUCCUGGAGAGUGGGACCCUACCAUCCGCAUCGAGCCUCCCAAGAAUGUCCCGUCACAGAUGAAAAGGAAGAGGCCAUCACAGGCUAAUGGCAUGGCGACUCCUGCUGAACCUCCACAGGAAGAGGAACACCACAUUGGACCAGAGCUACAGAGAACUGGAAGGGUAUUUGGAGGCUUAGUGCGUGAUGUAAAGCGUAAAGCUCCAUUCUACUGGAGUGAUGUUGUGGAUGCGCUCAGCCUGCAGUGUGUGGCCUCUGUACUCUUUCUCUACUGCGCCUGCAUGUCUCCAGUCAUCACCUUUGGAGGUCUCCUGGGGGAAGCCACAAAGAGCAACAUUAGUGCUAUAGAGUCGUUAUUUGGAGCUUCCCUGACUGGUGUGGCGUUUUCCCUCUUUGCCGGACAGCCUCUGACCAUCCUAGGGAGCACAGGGCCUGUACUUGUAUUUGAGAAGAUCCUUUUCAAAUUCUGCGAGGAUUAUGGGAUGGUGUACCUGUCCCUGCGCUGCAGUAUCGGCCUGUGGACGGCCUUUCUCUGCGUGGUGCUAGUGGCCACAGAUGCCAGCUCACUGGUGUGUUACAUCACUCGUUUCACUGAAGAGGCCUUUGCUGCUCUGAUCUGCAUUAUCUUCAUCUAUGAGGCACUGGAGAAACUACUGCACCUGGGAGAGAAUUACCCUGUUAACACACACAACGACCUGGACAACCUCACACUGUACAGCUGCCAAUGUUCUGCUCCAGAUCAGGUGUCCAAUAUAACACUGCAGUUGUGGAACAACACGGGACACACAGGAGAUUCAAUACCAUGGAAUCAGCUCAACGUGUCGAUGUGUAAGCUGCUGCACGGUGAGUUUGUCGGUUCGGCCUGUGGACACCACGGCCCCUUCAUCCCGGACGUGCUCUUCUGGUCCAUCAUCCUUUUCUUCACCACCUUCUUCCUCUCCUCCUUCCUCAAACAAUUCAAGACUGAGCGGUACUUCCCCACUAAGGUUCGCUCCACUAUCAGUGAUUUCGCAGUGUUUUUGACUAUAAUGGUCAUGGUGCUAGUGGAUUAUCUGAUGGGGAUUCCAUCCCCCAAACUCAACGUGCCUGACCGCUUUGAGCCCACCUCUAAGCACCGUGGAUGGCUGAUCUCUCCUCUGGGCGUUAACCCCUGGUGGACUCUGCUUGGGUCUGUUAUUCCUGCUCUUCUUUGCACCAUCCUCAUCUUCAUGGACCAGCAGAUCACUGCAGUCAUCAUCAACCGCAAAGAGCACAAGCUCAAGAAAGGCUGUGGGUAUCACCUGGACCUGCUGGUUGUGGCGGUGAUGCUGGGUGUGUGCUCAGUGAUGGGAUUGCCGUGGUUUGUUGCAGCCACUGUGUUGUCCAUCUCCCAUGUUAACAGCCUGAAGCUGGAGUCCAGCUGUUCAGCCCCAGGGGAACAGCCCAAGUUCCUGGGCAUCAGAGAACAGCGCCUCACUGGAGUCCUCAUCUUCACUCUUAUGGGCUGCUCUGUCUUCAUGACCUCAGCGCUAAAGUUUAUUCCCAUGCCGGUGCUGUAUGGAGUCUUUCUCUAUAUGGGGGUUUCCUCUCUGAAAGGCAUACAGUUCUUUGACAGGAUCAAACUGUUCGGGAUGCCAGCGAAACACCAGCCAGAUCUCAUCUACCUGCGUUAUGUGCCGCUGUGGAAGGUUCAUGUCUUCACGCUGGUGCAGCUCACAUGCCUUGUGCUGCUCUGGGUCAUCAAAGUCUCUUCUGCCCGUGUCGUCUUCCCCAUGAUGGUGCUGGCGCUGGUGUUCAUCCGGAAACUUCUGGAUUUCUUCUUUACUAAGAGAGAGUUGAGUUGGCUGGAUGACUUGAUGCCUGAAAGCAAGAAGAAGAAAGAGGAUGACAAGAAGAAGAAGGCUAAACAGGAGGCUGAGGAGUGUCUGGAGGAAGAGGACGAGGCCAGACUGUCCUAUGCAGGUGGAGGAGGAGGAGGAGGAGGGAAUGUGCUGAAGAUCCCAGUGCACUCUCACAGCGGCAGUGCUGAUCAGUUGUUUUUUAACAUAACUGAUGAGAUGAACAGGAGUUCUGCAUGGAAAGCUGUUGCAUCAAACACCAUGAAGAAGAGCGAGAGUCAGGAGAAGGUGGCUUGUGUUAGGGUAAACAUGGAAGCAGCUCAUAACGGGUGCGACAAGACAGACGUAGAGACGGCUCUCUAAAGGAGUUUAUUCUUCCCUUUUGGAGCCAUGGCGGACCCCAUCACAUGCUCCUGCUGGAGCAGAGCAGCCUACGCUUGUGUUUCGGCCUGGGCUGGACUCAGCAGUGCCCCCCGCUGGCCUGGAGGCGAGAGCAGCGUGUGCAGACGAACAGAGUCACCAACGCCAAACUGCCAGGCCAUAGGAAAGACCAACAGCCCAACUGACUCGCCCAUUUAUUUCUUUAAUCUUGGUUGAGACACCCAAACGUAUGCUUUUUUUUUUGGAUAUUUCAUUUGCUGUUACAGCAUUUCACUUUUCAGUUUAGAAUAUUUGGGGACUUUUUUACUUUUAAACUGGCUUCAUUCAUAGACAAAAUUGUGACUCAAAAGUUGGCUGGGUGCAGUCGUGAAACAGCCAUAAGGUUUGCUUACUAAAUGAAUGUGCUUCAGAAAUUCAUACGUGUCUUCUGAAUGAUGUCAUGUUUCAUGUUCAUAGAUGCUGUUUGAUGUGCAACUCUCUUGGUGGAUGCCCUUUAAAAUGUACAGGUUCCAAUUCAGGUUUUAAUUAUGUGUGCCUUGUAUAAACGGCUGUUGUCACGCACAGAUGUGGAGACCGACGGGGACGGCAAGAGAAGAGAUUAUUAAACGUACAUCUUUCCCAAACCCCAUUUUUGGUAUUAUUCCAAAGACUGUCAUAUAUGUGUAGUGCCCUCCCCCCACACACGUCCCCAGUGUCCCCGGUUCUUCUGUAUGAAUUCUAAAACUGAUCUCUGUAUUCAAGCGCACUUUUUGGGAUUACAGUGGUAAGUCCCUCACUGUAUUCCUACAUUUGUGGUCGUGCACUGUAUGUAAGCGUUCCACACAUUGCCAAGUCAUUUUAAAUGUUCUUUAUUGAGUAACUCACUUAACGGAUGUGGCUGUGUUGUUUUCAGUGUGUAUAAUUUUGAUAUUGUGUUAAAACGGGCACCCACCGGGCGUCUGAUCGUAGUGCACAGUGUGUCUUAUGUGUAUCACUGUACUGUGUUCCAUAGAGAAACUUUAUACACUGUGUAGUAGAGGAGCAGUGGGACUGAUUCAGGAGUCUUGCAUUAACUGCUGUGAUGUUCUAGAGUCCUGACUGAUGGUUUAGUCCUGACUGUUGUAGAAUCCAGACUGAUGAUGAAGACUGGUGUUUUAAAAUCCUGAUUGGCUGAUCUAGAAUACUGGUGAAUGUCUAAUUCAAGAAUCCUGACUGAAGGUUUACACUUCUGACUCUUGCAGAAUGCUGAUUGAUGUUCUAGACUCCUAACUGAUGUAGAACACUGACUGAUGUUCUAGACUCCUAACUGAUGUAGAACACUGACUGAUGUUCUAGACUCCUAAUUGAUGUUCUAGAAUUUGGACUGAUGGUUUACAGCCCUAACUGUUGUAGAAUCCAGACAGAUGAUCAGUGAUGUUUUAGAAUCAUCACUGUCUGAUCUAGAAUACUGGUGGGUGUCUAAUUCAAGAAUGGUGACUGAUUAUUUACAGUCCUGACUGCUGUAAGACACUGAUUGUUGUUCUAGACUCCUAACUGAUGUUCUAGAGUCCUGACUGAUGGUUUAGUCCUGACUGUUGUAGAAUCCAGACUGAUGAUGAAGACUGGUGUUUUAAAAUCCUGAUUGGCUGAUCUAGAAUACUGGUGAAUGUCUAAUUCAAGAAUCCUGACUGAAGGUUUACACUUCUGACUCUUGCAGAAUGCUGAUUGAGGUUCUAGACUCCUAACUGAUGUAGAACACUGACUGAUGUUCUAGACUCCUAACUGAUGUAGAACACUGACUGAUGUUCUAGACUCCUAACUGAUGUAGAACACUGACUGAUGUUCUAGACUCCUAAUUGAUGUUCUAGAAUUUGGACUGAUGGUUUACAGCCCUAACUGUUGUAGAAUCCAGACAGAUGAUCUGUGAUGUUUUAGAAUCCUCACUGUCUGAUCUAGAAUACUGGUGGGUGUCUAAUUCAAGAAUGGUGACUGAUUAUUUACAGUCCUGACUGCUGUAAGACACUGAUUGUUGUUCUAGACUCCUAACUGAUGUUCUAGAGUCCUGACUGAUGGUUUAGUCCUGACUGUUGUAGAAUCCAGACUGAUGAUGAAGACUGGUGUUUUAAAAUCCUGAUUGGCUGAUCUAGAAUACUGGUGAAUGUCUAAUUCAAGAAUCCUGACUGAAGGUUUACACUUCUGACUCUUGCAGAAUGCUGACUGAUGUUCUAGACUCCUAACUGAUGUAGAACACUGACUGAUGUUCUAGACUCCUAACUGAUGUAGAACACUGACUGAUGUUCUAGACUCCUAAUUGAUGUUCUAGAAUUUGGACUGAUGGUUUACAGCCCUAACUGUUGUAGAAUCCAGACAGAUGAUCAGUGAUGUUUUAGAAUCCUCACUGUCUGAUCUAGAAUACUGGUGGGUGUCUAAUUCAAGAAUGGUGACUGAUUAUUUACAGUCCUGACUGCUGUAAGACACUGAUUGUUGUUCUAAACUCCUAAUUGAUGUUUAGAAUUUUAAAUGAUGGUUUACAGUACUGUUGUGUAACACUCAUUGAUGUUCUAGACCCCUAAGUGAUGUUCUACAACCCCAAUUCCAAUGAAGUUGGGACGUUGUGUAAAACAUAAAUAAAAACAGAAUACGAUGAUUUGCAAAUCCUUUUCAACCUAUAUU
Pygocentrus nattereri (red-bellied piranha) is the source of this 6627-nucleotide messenger RNA. Its product is annotated as sodium bicarbonate cotransporter 3-like. Gene Ontology annotation, cellular component: basolateral plasma membrane; apical plasma membrane; plasma membrane. Lineage: Eukaryota; Metazoa; Chordata; Actinopteri; Characiformes; Serrasalmidae. The transcript has 26 exons. The record is from RefSeq and is a predicted model, not a curated record. Gene Ontology annotation, biological process: bicarbonate transport; transmembrane transport; regulation of intracellular pH. Gene Ontology annotation, molecular function: monoatomic anion transmembrane transporter activity; solute:inorganic anion antiporter activity; sodium:bicarbonate symporter activity. The coding region runs from base 250 to 3978 and encodes 1242 amino acids.